AUGAACUUUUCCCCUGUUAAAAAUGCUGCUGUUGUUAAACGAGGUAAACGUCCAAGUUUACAGGAAGAAGUUGCUCUCAACGAACAAAUUGAUUCUCGAAGUAGUGUUCAACGUCGUAAAUCCAGUGACUUUUUAAAUGUUCCUGGAGUGUGUCGUUCGGGAGCCCACCAAUCUGGAAACGAUAACGAGAUGUCAGGCUCGCGUGUGACAUUCUCUCAGAGAAAGGACUCCCAUGGAGAUAUUGAAAAUGAAAGUGUGGAGCUUACCAUUCAAUUGGGUGAACCAGAAAAAAAACGAGAGCAAUGGAGAUCUAAGUCGCAAUACUAUAUGGCGAUAAUCUCUUAUGCCGUUGGCCUGGGAAAUGUCUGGAGAUUUCCUUAUUUAUGUCAAAAAAAUGGAGGAGGCGCUUUCAUGAUUCCAUAUGUCAUAAUGAUGGGCUUAUUGGGACUCCCGCUGUUCCUCAUUGAGCUGGGUAUCGGUCAGCGAUUACGUACAGGACCUGUCGGUGUAUGGAAUGCUAUUCAUCCUUAUCUUGGAGGUAUUGGUGUUUCUGCAGCUGUCGUAUCCUACUUGGUUGCUUUGUAUUAUAAUGUAAUCAUCACAUGGUGCUUAUACUAUCUAGGUUCAUCCUUUGCCAAGAAAUUGCCGUGGGCGGAAUGUCCAAAAGUGAAUGAUAGCACUUAUGAUGCAGAAUGUAUGAAUGCCACAUCUCCAACAAUGUAUUUUUGGAGCCGUGUUGCCUUAGAUACUACAGGAUCAAUCAGCGAAAUUGGAGGAAUAAACAUUCCUAUGGUCUGCUGUUUAUUUCUCGCUUGGGGAGUUGUUUAUUUGUGUGUUAUGAAAGGAAUAAAAACAAGUGGAUAUGUAAUGUAUGUAACAGCUACGUUCCCCUAUCUGGUCACAACACUAUUCUUUGUGCGAAGCAUUAGUCUUGAAGGAUCAGUCGAAGGAUUACUUCAUAUGUUCAAACCGGAUUUGACGAAGCUAUACAAUCCUACAGUAUGGUUAGAGGCUGCAACACAGAUAUUUUACUCCAUGGGUCUCGGUUUUGGAGGUCUGAUUGCUUUUGGAAGCUACAAUCCUGUCAAGAAUAACGUUAUCAAAGAUGUUGUUCAGUUAGGAAUUGUCAAUGGAGCAACUUCUGUUUACACCGCCGCCGUUGUGUUUAGUGUCCUUGGUUACAUGGCACAUAAUAAUAUGAACAAAUGCGUGACAGAAUUCCUCUUUUCAUCUCCGAUAAUGAAGACUUACAAUGUGACUGAAGCUAUCGUCAUGAUUUCGAAUGUUGAUAACUAUCAAGGAGCCUUACGUACAAGUGUCACUGAAUUAGCAACAACGUGUAAUUAUGAUCGAAUAAUCUCUGAAGCUGCUGAAGGUACGGGAUUGGCAUUUGUUGUUUUCACUGAAGCCAUGCUUCAUUUCCCAUUUCCCCCCAUCUGGUCGGUACUGUUUUUCUUGAUGUUACUUUCUCUCGGAUUGGGAUCCAUGUUUGGUACAUUAGAAGGAGUUAUAACAUCCUUGAACGAUAGUAAAAUGGUGAAAGUUUCCAAGCCCGUAUUAACCUUCUGGCUCUGUGCAUCAGCUUUAACUGUUGGUUUGUUAUUCACUACAAGAUCUGGUCAAUAUUGGGUAUCUCUUUUCGAUUCAUUCGCUGGUUCAUACGCUCUUAUGUGUGUUGCAUUCUCUGAACUGAUGUCAGUUGUAUAUGUAUAUGGCUACAUGAGGUUUGUAUGUGAUCUGGAAUACAUGACUGGUAUAAGACCUGGAAUCUAUUGGCUUAUCAUGUGGCGAUUCGUCUCACCAUCAUUGAUGUUCACAUUGUUCUCAGCAUCAAUAGCACAAUGCUUCAACAAGCCAUUAGUCUAUUUUGCGUACGAUUCAGUUGCUGGAAAAAAUGUUGAAACUGAAUAUCCUGUGUGGGCAAUGUUUCUGGCUGUGACACUCAUUAUGUUUGCAUUACUGCCAACAUUUGGUGUGUUUUUCCUGCGCUAUUUCAAAAUAUGGAAGAUUGAAGCUGACAUUCCGGCUGCUGCUAAAUGUCUGAAUCAAACAUCAAGUGCCACCUAUAUGCUUAAAUCGGAGCAAUCAUUUAAUCGAAUGACGGAAUCAAAUGUGACUGUGUUAGAAGAACAGAGAAGAGCUUAA
Molecule: messenger RNA, 2145 nt
Organism: Auanema sp. JU1783
Lineage: Eukaryota; Metazoa; Nematoda; Chromadorea; Rhabditida; Rhabditidae
Source: the annotation of a GenBank genome assembly